CGGGCCUCCUAAUAUUCCUCUAUCUUGCUAGUCCGCACCUGCUGCUGCAGCAGUGCUUCCACUGCGCUUGCCUCCGCCCCCCUGUCUGCCCUUGGCCCGGCCCUACAGAGCGGCUCUGUAGCCAGGCCGGGCGCCGCGGUCCUGUUUUCCACUGAUCUUUGCAGUACAAGGCAAGGAAAUUCUUGUAAAUAAGAUGUUUCAGUCUAGAUUUGAGAAUCCCAAUCGAGAGACUGAUAUUUGUCUUAAGAAUAACUGGAUUCCUAAUGUACAAGCAUGGAAGUGGUCUUGCAUUAUCGACCAUAUCAGAGAGAUCAAAUAAAACUGCAGAAAUUUGCAGAAGCAGCAGUAGAAGAGUUUCCAGUUCGUCAGUUACCAAGAUUUACACCCUGGUUUCCAAAUGAUUUAAGCAGACUUCCCCUCAAACCAAAAAAGCACCCACCUGUUAUUUCUUGUGAGGAAGCAGAAGAACUGAAACAGCUUUUUACAACUUCAGACUAUGUUACAGGGUCUUCUGAUUAUGACUGCACAAAAAAUCUGCUUGAGUUUCAGUCUAAUGUGACAUACGGACAGUCUUCAGUCCAAGCACAGACUGUUCACAGAUCAAUUAAUGUGGAGAAUCAAGAAGAACCACCACCUAAUGGAAGAGAAAAACUGAAAAGAUCUUGGAGUGUCUCUCUGCCUUGCCCUAAACUUAAAGAAGAGAUUCUGCCUCUAUCUCAAGAACUGCAAAAUAAUUUGGAAAGACUUAAACUGCAUGCGUUUUAUAGAGCAAAGUGGACAAUUGAACAGUCUAUUUGUAAUAAUCAGAAUUUGGAGGACAUCUGGAUAAAAUUGAACAGGCUCAUAAAGCAGAAUGAAUUGCCAUCCUGCAAUGCUACUAUCCAAAGAUCUGUGGGACAGAUAUGGAUUUUCUGUGAUAUAUUAUACUGUGAAUAUGUUAGAAAUAUUCUUAGGGAAAAGCUGUGCCUUACUGAUAAAAUGAAUUUGCUUGUACAUAAAUUUGGAAUUAUAUUUAGUUUAUAAUUGUAAGAUAGAGUUUCAUUACAAAAUUGCUGUGUGAAGCACUAGACUUUAAGCAGUUUAGAAUAUAUUUUAGAACAACUGAUGAAUUAUUGAGCAGAAAACCACCUAAUUGUACUUUGCUACAUUUUUUUUUUUUUAACUGUAAUAGUGUGUUUAUUUAACUUUAGUUUGCCAAGAGACUUACAAAUGGUUUUAUUAAGAUUAGUAUGUUUCUGUUUGCCUUCACAGUGUAUUAUGUGGCUUUUCCAUACCUUGGUGGUCUAAAGUAAGAAAAAAAAAACAAAUCUAGACUAUUACAGCAAACUGUGUCAGAUAAUAUUUUUAGUUGUUUUCUUCACUGUAAGGAUCUGUAAUUAUUUUUGACACUGAGACUUUUCAGGAUCUGGCUAAUUCCUGAGAAUAGUGUGCAGGUUUUUAAUUAAUGAAGAUAUAGCCAUCGUUAUAAAAUGUAAACUUGACUUUCUGUGGCAUGCACAUGCUGUAUUAGUAAUGUUAUCUGUGUUUUUCCAUAAAUAUUAAUGAGAAUUUCGGUGGAAGUUGUGUGCUGAAAAAUAAUAGAGUGGCAUUUACUGUUCCAAGACUUAUGUAAUGAGAUUUUACCCUGAUGUUUCUGGUCUUUCAUCUCUAUAUUUGGGGAACAUGAAAGCACUAACUUCGACCUGCAGGUCAGCAAGUUAAGAAAUCCAGCUUAUAUGUGUAAACCUCUGUUUGUUGUCAUUAUGGAAGAUAAAGGUCUCUGAGCACUUGAUUGCAUUUCAUGGUGAUACAAGGCUGAGCUUUGCGUAAUUUUUUUGUCAUCUGAAAGAAUAAAGUGUUCCAAGGUCGGUCUGUCUCUGCUUAAUUCAAUGUCUGGAGAGCAGUUAAACUGGAACCAAUAUGACUGCAAGGGUACGUGUUUCUCUUAGAGACCCAUGCUUACUCCAUUUGAUUUUGGUGUACGUGGAGGUCAAGGUCUGGGACAUCUCAGGGGAAAAAUAAGUGAAUAGUAUUUGUUAAUUGUUAGAUUGUCUUUGUAACACUGACCAAAUAAAAGUAUGUGUAAGCACAA
This is a messenger RNA of Pogoniulus pusillus (Red-fronted tinkerbird), 2071 nucleotides long. RefSeq names its product shieldin complex subunit 3 (gene SHLD3). Bases 274 to 1023 code for a protein of 249 amino acids. NCBI's taxonomy places the organism in Eukaryota, Metazoa, Chordata, Aves, Piciformes, Lybiidae. The transcript is spliced from 2 exons. The record is from RefSeq and is a predicted model, not a curated record. Gene Ontology annotation, biological process: positive regulation of double-strand break repair via nonhomologous end joining; positive regulation of isotype switching; negative regulation of double-strand break repair via homologous recombination.